UUCUAACUAUCUAAAUUGUUAUAUCUUUGUAAUUAUAAAAAAAAAAUUAAAAUAUGAUUUCAUAUAAAGUUUUAAUUAUAUUAUUUUUUACGAUUAAUAUGAGCUACUGUUAUUCUAAAGAGGAAAUUCAGAAAGAAUGCAAAAUAUGUGUUGACAAUUUAAGACUUCUUGGGUUUAGAUAUAAAAAACCACUUAUAAAUUACAGUCUCGCAAUGCAAUAUGCUACUUAUGCUAAUGUUAUAUCAUUUGAAACAAUAGUAAGACUUAAUUUAACUCAAAAUGAAAUAUACCAGCAAGAACAGGAGUAUGGCAAAUCAGUACUAUCAGCUUAUAGAAUAAGCUAUGUAUAUGCGUACUACAAUGAAUGUAUAUUUUUUGAUUUUGAUCUUAAUGCUUUCUUGUUAAGUCCAAGAGAAUUUUGUAAAUUACAAAGUUUGUCCGGUUUGGGAUGCCUACAUUACCCGUCAUAUUUUAAGCCUACACAUAAUCGUCACCGACAUACGAUUACGUAUAAUGUUGUGAGUCCAGUAUUUAAAAUUUAAAUCAAAUUAUUAUAGCCUGUU
Messenger RNA from Melanaphis sacchari, 563 nucleotides. RefSeq lists its product as uncharacterized. NCBI's taxonomy places the organism in Eukaryota, Metazoa, Arthropoda, Insecta, Hemiptera, Aphididae. The record is from RefSeq and is a predicted model, not a curated record. The transcript has 10 exons. The coding region runs from base 54 to 542 and encodes 162 amino acids.